Molecule: messenger RNA, 6328 nt
Organism: Pelobates cultripes (western spadefoot toad)
Lineage: Eukaryota; Metazoa; Chordata; Amphibia; Anura; Pelobatidae
Source: the annotation of a GenBank genome assembly
GGACGACGGCUGAUGAUAGGUGUUCGUGCUGGGUGGGCGGAGCUUUAUGGGAAGUGAAAGAAGCAUGGCUGGCAGGGACACUUGGAGGGUGAGUGAGUAGAACACUAUUAUUAUUAUUAUAUGAUAAUCUGAGUGCAGAUUUAUUUUGUUGAUUGUGUUAAUACAUAUUAUGCUUAUUCAUUGUUUCACAGUGGUUUAAUUGAAAAAUCAGUGUCCUUUUAGAAUGUUCAUAUCUAUUGCUCUCCUGUGAUAGCUAAAGGAAGCAGGUAUGUUGCAGCUUACUAAAAGGGAAGAAGCCACCAGGGAAGAUAAUAGGCUGUUCUUGCAACUUGCUCUCCUUAAAGGGAGACUGUAGUCACUAUAACCACUUUGUCUCUUUGAAUUGGUUAUAGUGCCUGGAGUGGCCUGGCACUGUCCCUCCAUUCAGUGUUGCACCAUGUUUGUGCAGUAUGCUACAAAAUAAGAGUCCCUGGCCACCCACAGUCCUGUCCCUUCUGUAUGUGUAGCUAAGGCAGAGAUUACACACUUCCUUGUUGUCAUACCCAUUCAUACCAUCAGUUAGAACGCUGACAGGCUAAAAGCAGUCAGCUGACACUCUCAGCCAAUCACAGCUGCCCAUUGCUGCUCAGGGUAAUACUUCCUUAUUAGCCAAAGCAGCACAGAGGGGAUGGAUUGCCGCGGUCUCUUGUUUAGCAUUAAAACAUUACAACAUUAAAGGACCACUCUAGGCACCAAGACCACUUCAGCUUAAUGAAGUGGUCUGGGUGCCUGGUCCAGCUAGGGUUAACCCAUUUUUUCAUAAACAUAGCAGUUUCAGAGAAACUGCUAUGUUUAUGAAUGGGUUAAGCCUUCCCCUAUUUCCUCUAGUGGCUGUCUCAUUGACAGCCGCUAGAGGCGCUUGCGUGCUUCUCACUGUGAUUUUCACAGUGAGAGCACGCCAGCGUCCAUAGGAAAGCAUUAUGAAUGCUUUCCUAUGUGACCGGCUGAAUGCGCGCGCAGCUCUUGCCGCGCGGGCGCAUUCAGCCGACGGGGAGGAGAAGAGGAGGAUCGGAGGAGGAGAGCUCUCCGCCCAGCGCUGGAAAAAGGUAAGUUUAAACCCCUUUCCCCCUUCCAGAGCUGGGUGGGAGGGGGUCCCUGGGGGUGGGGGCACCCUCAGGGCACUAUAGUGCCAGGAAAACGAGUAUGUUUUCCUGGCACUAUAGUGGUCCUUUAAAAACUGUUUAAUGCUGAAAGAAAUGAUGACACCAGGGGACUCCAUACACUAUAACCAGUUUAAUGAGAUGAAGCAGAUACAGUGCCUACGGUGUCCCUUUAAAGGAACACUGCUGCGCACUGGAGUGGUUCUGUUGCUAGGAGUUCCGUGAACACUUUGACUUCUUACAAAAUGGCAGUGCACUAUGAUAUAUGGACACACUGGGUGUUGACAACCUCUUAGGAAAACCCAUCACCCACAACUGUCAGUGUGGAUGGAGGAGCUCCGGGUGAUGGAGGAACUUCAUUUAGGGGCCACUAACAAAAUAACAGUGUACUAUGAUAUAUGGACACACUGGAUGUUGUCUUCCUCUGGGGAAGAUUUACAAGCACAAGAAUGACCGGGUGACCGUGCACACACUCAUCUUCAUACACAAAUGCCUACCCAUCCACAUACCAUCCUUUUCCCCCCUUCUACUGCCAUUUAUUUUCCACAUAUCUGGGACAUGACAAUAGGGAAGGCUAUGAUAAUGGCUCUGAAAGAGGAGGGACCUCCUAAAGUAUCUGGCAUCAUGAUGGACUAGCCAACAACAGGGCGAGAAUAAGUGUCAGGGGGUAGCUCCCGUGGCCCUGACCUAUCAUGCUUACAAGACACCACACAAAGUUCCGAAAGGGACACCUGUGCAGAACUCGGUAACAGGCGGCUUAAUAUGAGGAGAGGGGAAUUGGGUGAAGGGGGUCCUGGUGGGAUAACACCUUGGGAGAAACAAUUACCACAAGGCUUUCCACACCUCCUUUCAAAAGGAAAAGCGGGCGCGUUGAUACUCACCCUUCACAUUGGGGGGGGACACUCUGUGGGGGCCAGUGUUAACAGUUCUCCUUACCAGCUGAGACCUGCGCAUCUCCCAUGAAUACUCAAAAUAUUGUGGCUGUUGUUGUCCCAGCCUACCGCAAUGUACAAUUCGUAACUGGAGAAUUUAUGAACUGAUCCUAACUUAGUGAUCUACUAACUGAUCCUAACAUACAAAAAUCUCCAAUAAAAAAAUAUAUUUACAAAAAAAAGAGACUCAUGGAAGGGCUAGGGGGGGACAAAGAGGCACAUGGAGGGACUGUGGGGGCUGAGGGGCUGAAGGAGACCGAGAUGCACGGAGAGGCUGGAGGAGACAAAUGUUCUAUCAAAAUCCUGUACCUCGUGAAAAUCGCCUACCCUUGUCACUUCCGGUGAGGGGAAUCAGCUGGAUCCUGUGCUGCACAUGCGUGCUAGCACUCCUGCUACUCCUUCACAGAAAGGUACUGGAAGGUAAGUAAAGCUAGUUUUACACUUUCAUUAUAGUUAGUGCAUUCACUAAGCUUAGGAACACGGGACAUUUAGGGUGGGGCUGGGGGAGACAAAGACACACAAAGGUGUUUGGGGAGAAAAAGAGACAGAGGAGCUGGAGGGGGUCAAAGAGAUACGCAAAAGGGCUGGGGGGACAAAGGCACACAGAGGGACAGGGGGGACAAAGGCACACGGAGGGGCUGGGGCGACAAUGAGGCACACGGAUGAGCUGAGGGGACAAAGAGGCACACAGAGGGGCUAAGGGGAACACAGAGGCAAAUGGAAGGGCUGGUGGAACUAAGAGGCACACAGAGGGGCUUAGGGGACAAAUAGAAACAUAGAGGAGUAGGGGGGCAAGAAAAACACAGAGGGACUGUUUAAGGUGACAGUGACAUACACAGAGGGGGUGGGGAAGGGAAUAAUGAUACAGAUAGAGGGUCUGGGGAAGGAAAGACAAACUUCUGUCACUUACCUGGGUCCAGCGCCGUAUAGCGUGAGGACGUCCAGCUUCAUUUAGGCGGGGUCAGCUAAAGACCACAAAGUCCCUCUAGUGGCUGUCUGGUAGACAGCCACUAGAGGAGGAGUUAACCCCAGCAGGUAAUUAUUGCAGUUUAUUAAAAACUACAAUAAUUACAUGCUCAGCGUUAAGGGUGAUGGGACUCUGCACCUAGACCACUUCAUUGAGCUGAAGUGGUCUGGGUGCCUACAGUGUCCCUUUACUUGUGGAGGUGGGGAGUGAUUCCUGGUGGACAGCAAUUUAGUAAUCAAACAAUUCUCAAAUGGUUUGACUACUUACAAAGGGGGGCUGAUGGAACUCCUAGCACCAUAACAGACUCCCUCAAUCUAUUUCUGGCCACUCAUUUAAAAGAAUGCUUUAGAAAUGUACGCCCAUCAAGUGUUAUUCUUCUUGCAUACCUAGAUAGCUUAUGUAAUAAACUAUGUAUAGGUAUGUUCUGUGUGCUAUGUUCAAGGGUUCAUAUAUUUAUGUGUUUUUCUAACUAGCCUCCGAGGGACUGCAGUGAUUACUGGAUUGAAUGGAAGCACUGCCGAAGCUUGAGUAACCGCUUCCACAACUACUACACCCAUGGGAUAGCGCCUGAGUGCCAGCAGUGGAAAAUAGACUAUAAAAGCUGCAAAGACUGGGAGGCAACUGCUAGCAAUGAGGCCAAGGUAGGGCUUGUAACAUAAUCAAGUGAAAGAGGGGUAACUGUUUAAUGUGUAGUUUUUAAUAUGUGUGUAUAUACAUAACUUAUUUUUUUUGUACACGAUAUUGAAAAUUUUAAGUUUUAGUCCAAAGCAGCUGAGCUGGAAACAUAGCAAAAUUAUCUUGCCAGUUUGCCACAGCUCAUGGCUUAGUUACCCCUAGAUACUGAUAGCUGUGUGAGGUAGAGAGCAUAUAUGAGACAAAGCAAUGGGAUAGAUUAGUGGGGUUGGGAAUAGAACAAAGAAGGAAUGUGGUUUAGAAAAGAGUGUAUGCAUACAUUGCAAAAAUGGUACAAGAUGUGUAUGCUUUAUAAAAUCUAGAAUUAUUUUGAGAUUGUUACUUGUGCAAUAGAUUUUUCUUGUUGAUAGUUUGCAGUUUUUGCCGAUUCAGAAUCGUCUUGGCUGGAGAAUAUGUGAUCGUUACAGUGAAAAUUUCGUGCAAAUUUUUAAAAAGCAAGCAUUAAGUGUUGUAGAAAAAGUGUUUAUUGUUUGAGGAUCAUAAUUCAGAGAUGGUUUUAAUAAAGGACUGGUUGAGACACUUACGGUGUUUAAUGAUCUUAUGCAUUGCAGGAAGCUCUACGACAGAGUGAAAAUAGUAGACUCAACGAGAAACAAAGUUAUCUUCCAGUGUGGAGACUCAGAAAGAAACCCCCUGCAGACUGGUACUUACCAUUGGACAGAGACAAAUUUAAACAGUGAGAAAAAUUGGUGGGUCACUACAUGUCUGCAAGCAGAGAGAAUAACUGGACUUUGCACUGGAUCGUUACUGGUCUGGGGAUAAAAAGCUAAUCAAAUAAUAUGCACACUCAGUUUGAAGUUGUAGGUGCCAUGAUUGUUCCUAAAACAUGUUCCAUUAAGUAUAGUUUCCUAUGUUAAAGUGGCUCUGUCACCAAAAUAUACUUUCUCUGAUGUGCUUCUAUAUAUUUAUUUCCUUGUGUCUGAAUCUCUUUGUAUUUGUAUCAUGAAAUGCAUUUACUUAUUUAUAGCUGUCAAGGUGACAAAAGUUGACAAUGGGUAGUAUUAAAUCAUGGUUCUGUUUUCUAAUUAAAUUCACCCCCAAUACAUCAGUAACAUGAAUCCCACAGAACAUACAGCAGACGUUAUGGACAGAGGAGAACAAAAUGGCGGGCCACUAUAAUAUUGAGAUCUGGCUCAAUGAAGAAAAGAUAAAUAUAAAGACAAGUAGCAAAGGGGGAAGAGUAUAAGAUACCAGGAGCUUAAAGUGCCACUAUAGGCACCCAGAUCACUUCAGCUCAAUGAAGUGGAUGGGUGCCAGGUCCCCCUAGUUUUAACCCUGCAGCUGAAAACAUAGCUGUUUCAGAGAAACUGCUAUGUUUACAGUUUAGGGUUAUUCCAACCUCUAGUCUUUCUGACAGCCAUUAGAGUCCGCUUCUGCGAUUUACACUGAGUUAAUUGCACUUAAAAAAACAAAAACAGUCUCUUUCAGUUUACAGUGUUAAAAGAUAUACAAUAUACACCAAUUAGUGGAGCGCUGUAUAAAUUUAAAGUGAUAAAGGGGCUCACUUACCCUAUCAAUUUUGUGUAUUAGCACACUUAAGGAUACAUGCUUGAAAAUGCAUGUAAAAGAAAAACAAAGAAAUAUAUAAUGCAGAUGGUCUUAUAUAUUAUUAAAUGAUGAAAGUGGAAUAACUAGAACUACUGACAUGGUCUGGAGCCUAUAUGUUAUUGGCUCCGUAACAUAGGCCUUAAUGCUCUUUGGGCAGCAACACACCCCUUUCCUUGAUGGUAUUCCUCCAAAGAAACAGGAGAGAAUGGAAAUAGACCAGAUGAGUAGUAUUGUGCAAAACUGCGGUGCUCACCUUAUUAAGAGCCUUAAGUACCUGGCUAUGAGAGUGUUCAGCAGUAUGCCAAUUUCUUGGAUGGCAAUUCCCACAAAGAAUUCCUGGAGGCUUAAGGACUUAAAUGGUAUAAAAAGUAAAUUUAUUGCUUACAAAUAAAAACACAAUAUUGUGGGUUUUAAAUAAAAAAUGGAAAUGUAAUUUACAAAGUCCAAAGUCAGCCAAAACGCGUUUCACCCGUCUGUGAGCUUCCUCAGUCAGCUGUAAUGUAACCUCAGGAAUCUUUUUCAUUUAAAUGUUCAGUCUUUUUCUUAGUACCUCCUCUUUAGAGUCACAUGAUGUAUAGUUGGCCAAUCCUGAAUGUCAAUUUGCUUGAAUUGCUGAUAUGACCUAGGGAUACCUGUGGUUGGAGAGCCCCUAUUGGGUUAUUGGCUUUCCCACCCAUACUUGUAUAUUUAAACAAUUAGUCAUUGGUGGCUCAGAGGUAUAGAAACUGGUUUGUGGUUGGCAGAAAUGACGUCACAGAAAACUCAGUUCGUCAGAUCCACCAUUGGAAAAGAGAAUCCCACCGAAGUGUAUACAUUGGUGGUCAGAGGUGUCAUACAUCCUUCACCUUCCCUCCUCUAACUGGCGGAAAUGAUGCGGCAUUACGAAUAUGACUGUCAUACACGCCAGUCCUCGGUAGUGCCACCUCCCAAUUGAGCUUGGGGGAGGUCCUGGCGCUUAUAGUACUUAUUUGACCCUGGACGUUCUCACAGAGACUGGAUGCGUGCGUGCCUCUGGCCGUGCAUUCUGCUCCACUCAGGAGCUGUCAGCG